Messenger RNA from Boleophthalmus pectinirostris (great blue-spotted mudskipper), 796 nucleotides. It is a transcript of the gene tmem186, whose product is annotated as transmembrane protein 186. The record is from RefSeq and is a predicted model, not a curated record. The transcript has 2 exons. Bases 134 to 781 code for a protein of 215 amino acids. NCBI's taxonomy places the organism in Eukaryota, Metazoa, Chordata, Actinopteri, Gobiiformes, Gobiidae. Gene Ontology annotation, cellular component: mitochondrion.
AUUACAUUUUGUGAUAAAUACUUGUUUGAUUGUCGUUGCCCUUCGCCACAAGACGGCGCUAAAGCAAAACAAACCAACUAGUUUAAAUUGACCUUGUGUUACACUUCCGGAUCAAAGUGAGCAUGUUAGUAUCAUGGAUCUAUUAAAGAUGAGGUCACUGAUGCUCAAGAAACUGCCAUUCCACCUGUGGGCCUGCCCCAGAGGACCCUGCUCUGGCCGAGCUUGGAUGUCCUGUGGUAUCCAUGCUUUUUCACCAUCUACAGCUCAAUUCACAACAACGGCCAAAUACUCCAAAAAUUCUACACAACCUUAUACAAUGAUCUAUAGGCUGCCACAAAUCAAGCUUCUUAGGGCCGUGUCUAGACUCAAACUGCUCCAAACUGGAAUCACUGUUUUCAUUUUACCCCCUGUCUACUACUUCUACCUACAGGGGGAUUUGUCUUUGUUCCUUGUGGCUUACUCCACAGGUAUAGCUGGUUUUGCUGGGGUCAUGCUGUACACUGCCAGUUAUUUCUUCAGAAGGGUGGUUGGGAUGAUGUAUCUAGACCCCUCACGGACCAUUCUUAAAGUUUCCCAUCUAACGUUUUGGGGGAAGCGCAGUGACCUGUUCCUCCCCGUGUCAGAUGUCAUGACUAUUGCGGAUACAGGAGAUGCCACUAGUGAGACAAUACUCAGACUGAAGAUGUACAGCAGCCCAAAGACGUUUUACUUUUCCACUUAUUAUGGAAGUAUUGUUGACCUGGAGGGAUUUGAGAAAGUAUUUGGAAGAUUAAAAUCAUGAUUGUUUUUAUUUAAA